Camelus dromedarius (Arabian camel) is the source of this 1601-nucleotide messenger RNA. It is a transcript of the gene SIRAL1, whose product is annotated as family with sequence similarity 118 member B. The transcript is spliced from 8 exons. Lineage: Eukaryota; Metazoa; Chordata; Mammalia; Artiodactyla; Camelidae. The record is from RefSeq and is a predicted model, not a curated record. The coding region runs from base 85 to 1140 and encodes 351 amino acids.
GUGGGGGCGGUGCGCGCUCAGUGCGGCUGCGCCGGCCGGUAGCUGCAGCUGGAGCGGUGGCGUUUGGAGGAGACGCGAAACUGGAUGGCUUCUACAGGGAGCCAGGCCUCGGAUAUAGACAAGAUUUUGGGAUUCUUCAGUGAUGGCUCACCCCCCACCAAAAAGCCCAGGAAGCUGCUCCCAAGCCUGAAAACUAAGAAGCCGCGGGAGCUAGUGCUGGUGAUUGGAACAGGCAUCAGUGCUGCGGUGGCGCCCCAGGUCCCAGCCCUGAAAUCCUGGAAGGGGUUGAUCCAGGCCUUGCUGGACGCUGCCAUUGAUUUUGAUCUUCUGGAAGAUGAAGAGAGCAAAAAGUUUCAGAAAUGUCUCCAUGAAGACAAGAACCUUGUGCAUGUUGCCCAUGACCUUAUCCAGAAACUCUCUCCACGUACUAGUAACGUUCGAUCCACAUUUUUCAAGGACUGUUUAUAUGAAGUAUUUGAUGACUUGGAGUCAAAGAUGGAAGAUUCUGGAAAACAGCUACUUCAGUCAGUUCUCCACCUGAUGGAAAAUGGAGCCCUGGUAUUAACUACAAAUUUUGACAAUCUCCUGGAACUGUACGCAGCAGAUCAGGGCAAACAACUAGAAUCCCUUGACCUUACUGAUGAGAAGAAGGUCCUAGAGUGGGCUCAGGAGAAGCGGAAGCUGAGCGUCUUACACAUCCAUGGGGUCUACACCAACCCCAGUGGCAUUGUCCUUCAUCCAGCUGGGUAUCAGAACGUGCUCAGGAACACUGAAGUCAUGAGGGAGAUUCAGAAACUCUAUGAAAACAAGUCGUUUCUUUUCCUGGGUUGUGGCUGGACUGUGGAUGACACCACUUUCCAAGCCCUUUUUCUGGAGGCUGUCAAGCAUAAAUCUGACUUAGAACAUUUCAUGCUGGUUCGGAGAGGAGAUGUGGAUGAGUUCAAGAAGCUUCGAGAAAACAUGCUGGACAAAGGGAUUAAGGUCAUCUCCUAUGGAAAUGAAUACGCCGACCUUCCGGAGUACUUCAAGCGGCUGACGUGUGAGAUCUCCACGCGGGGAGGAUCAGCAGGGGUGGUGAGAGAAGGUCAGCUGAACGGCUCCUCUGCAGCACACAGUGAAGUGAGAGACCAUAGUACAUGAGGGCUAGAGGACUCGCCACCGUGGACAGUGUUUAACAAGCAAACGUACGAGAACCCACAGCAGCUCCCAGGAAGCACCGCAGCCCCGAGGUGGAAGGCCGGGGCCAGGGUGGUGGCGGGGGGAGUACCCGCCUAACCCUCGUGCCGGCUGGUUCUUGGCAUUCCCUUUCAAGCAUAUUCAGUGACCCAGUGCAGCCCCGCCCCACCCCCGGCUGGCACCGUGUCCACACAGCAGGUCACAGGACCCCUCCGCUGACUGUGGCUGUGGCGCUGCGUGAAGGAUUUGGGAUCUGGACGCCACGGACUGGCCGUGGCCCUGGCUGCAGUUUUGUACUCUCGACUUGGUUUUUCAAUUAAGCUUAAUGGCUUUUUUAAAACAUGACUUGAAGCUCUAGUUUUCUAGACCUUUUACAGUGUACAGUAUUUUACAUAAUUGAGCUGUAUUAAAAGCUUGUUCGUUUA